Linum trigynum is the source of this 1325-nucleotide messenger RNA. Lineage: Eukaryota; Viridiplantae; Streptophyta; Magnoliopsida; Malpighiales; Linaceae. The record is from the annotation of a GenBank genome assembly.
CAUCCUUUGUUUAAUGAAAAAUUGGCUACAGAUAAUAUAACAACACUAGAAUUGUUGUUAUAGUAACAACAGGGUAAAAGGGUAAAUUGACAAAUAUCAAAAAAUUAAAAAUUGAAUUAAAAUACAAAAAGAAACGAAUUAAACUUUGUUCCCCCACUCUCUGCUUCCUCUAACAACUCUGCUUCAUCGGAGCUCUCUCUUCUUCACAACAAUUGCAAAAGCGGCGGCGACAGUGCCAAAUCGAGUUCAUUGCGUUCACCUCAUCUUUCGCCGGCCGGAGCUCUCCGCCAGAACUUGUGUCCCCCCCUCCUCCUCGUUUUUCUGUUGCCGUUGUUCUUCAUUGACAACUGUUCAAGAUGGUGACAGAGAGGGCAGUGGUGGUUGGCGCUAGAAUCAUAGUGUUGAGCACCGUCGCGGCUUCGUCGUCGACGUCUCCAGCCUGGCCGAUUACAUGUCCGAUGGCCGCAUAUCCGCUCCCUUCCAUGACUGCCUCUCCAACUUCUGGAUCUGGAUUUCAGAUCUGGUGGUCAAGGAAUCGAAGAAGAUUUUGCCGCCGCCGUGGAUGGAGCAGGCUGGACGAAUUGCCGCAAAACCUUCCCGCCGACGCUCUCGGUGAUUAUCGCGGCGCCCGGGAUGUCGGUCUCCGACAUGACCACGCCUUCUGUGCUCACCGCAUCGGUGGCCUGGCGGUGACCGACGAGGCCGCCCUCUCGUUGAACGUGGCGGUGGAUUGCAUCGCCGUGGCCGGGCCGCCCUUCUGGCUCUGUCCGAACACCAUGGUCUCGGCGGUCUGCAUCAUGUUGGCGUCUUCAGGGGCGAUGGGCUUGGAGGCGAGGUCCCCCGAGACGUCAAAAACGUCGCCGUAUCUGAUUGGAUCGAGUUCCUCCUGCCCCGCCGCACCAAAUUGCUGCUGCGGCUGUUGUUCCGGCCUUCUUGGUUGUCCCUGACUCAUCCUGUUGCGAAAGGCUGUCGCUAUCUUUUUCAAGAAAACUCUGCUGACAGACUAGUUGAGGAUUGAGAUUUUGAUGGUUUGGAUUCUAGUGCGGACAUUAGGAACAGAGCUAUUUAGGAUAGAGAGUAGAGGCACACACUCUGUUCCUGGUGGAAUGAAAGUUGGCUCUUCCAGGUUAAGUGUCGAGAGAAGGAGCGAGGUCGUGGGCCUUGUAAUGCUUACAGGUGGUAUAUAUCCUUAUGAGCUUAUAAAGUCGUUUUCAGAAAGUGGAGUUACAGAGAAGGGAGUUCCAUAUAGCAUUUCCAUCUAGAACGGCGAAUGCCUUCUUUGUUGUGUUUUGGGAGUUGUUUGAGAAUAAGAAGACUUGGAAAAU